CUGCAGUAAUUAUUUGUAUGUAUAUCUGAGCGCCAUUGCUUUUUACCGAUGUAAUGUUGAAAUGAUUUUAAUCUAUUUUCAUCGGCAUAUUUGUGUGAUGUUUUAGCAAAACAUUGAAGUGAUUGUGUACUAAAACUAUCGAACUUCUUAAAGUUUUGUGCUGGGCUUUGUCAUGGCCGGUAAGUGGUGACUUUUAGCGCCCGCUAGUCAAGGGCGAAAUUGGAUUUGGGAAUCGCAAUAUUUCGAAGAUGUUUUAUCGUUCGAACUCUGACGGCAAUGGUGGGGAGACCACAUGGUGUUUCAGUCAGGUGAAGGGCACGUUGGAGGAUGACGUGACCGAGGCCGACCUGAUAUCGUGUGUCGAGUUCAACCAUGACGGUGAACUGUUGGCCACUGGGGACAAGGGCGGGCGAGUCGUCAUAUUUCAGAGAGACCCAGCAUCCAAGCAAUGCGUACCAAAGAAAGGCGAGUACAACGUGUACUCGACGUUCCAGUCACACGAGCCGGAGUUCGACUACCUCAAGUCGCUGGAGAUUGAGGAGAAAAUCAACAAGAUCAGGUGGUUGAAGAAGAAGAACCAAGCCCACUUCCUACUCUCCACCAAUGACAAGACUAUCAAAUUGUGGAAGGUGUCAGAGCGUGACAAGCGCGUGACAGGGUACAACACACGCGAGGAGGGCGGCCGGCCGCGGGACCCGACGCGCAUCACGCAGCUGCGAGUGCCCACGGUGCGCCCCGCCGAGCUGAUGGUCGAGGCAUCGCCCAGACGGAUAUUCGCGAACGCGCACACAUACCACAUAAACUCUAUCUCGCUGAACUCUGACCAGGAGACUUACCUGUCGGCGGACGACCUCCGCAUCAACCUCUGGCAUCUGGAGAUCACGGACCAGAGCUUCAAUAUUGUGGACAUCAAGCCCGCCAAUAUGGAGGAACUCACAGAGGUUAUAACCGCAGCUGAGUUCCAUCCGACUGAAUGCAAUCUCUUUGUAUAUUCUAGUAGUAAAGGCACGAUACGGCUAUGCGACAUGCGAGCGGCGGCGCUGUGCGACAGACACGCCAAGUUGUUCGAAGAGCCUGAGGAUCCGCACGCGCGUUCCUUCUUCUCAGAGAUCAUUAGCUCCAUCAGCGACGUCAAGCUCAGCAACGAGGGCAGAUAUAUGAUGUCACGAGAUUAUUUAGGUUUAAAAGUAUGGGAUCUUAGAAUGGAAACAAAACCAGUAGAAACAUAUCCAGUACACGAGUACCUCCGGUCGAAGCUGUGCUCGCUGUACGAGAACGACUGCAUCUUCGACAAGUUCGAGUGCUGCUGGAGCGGCGACGACCAGCGGCUCAUGACCGGCUCAUACAACGGCUUCUUCAGGGUGUUUGAACGCGGCGCGGGCGGCGGACGGCGCGGCGAGCUGACGCUGGAGGCGGCACGCGACGCGGCCGCGCGGCCCCGGCAACCGCUGCGCGCGCGCCGCGUCGCCGCCACCGCCAAGAGGAAGAAGGACGAAAUAAGCGUGGACUGUUUGGACUUCAACAAAAAGAUCCUGCACACAGCGUGGCACCCUCACGAAAGUAUCAUCGCGGUGGCAGCCACCAACAACCUCUUCAUAUUCCAGGACAAGUUCUAGCAGGGAACGCUGUCUGAUCACUGCCUUUGCUCAGCCAUACUGGCGGGGAUCACGUUUCUCGAGCGGUAAAUAUGUCAACGUGAAAUUUUGAACUCUGUCAGUUUAUAAUAUAACGCGUUAGAUUGUAAACUAACAGUGGAUUAGGU
Molecule: messenger RNA, 1762 nt
Organism: Ostrinia furnacalis (Asian corn borer)
Lineage: Eukaryota; Metazoa; Arthropoda; Insecta; Lepidoptera; Crambidae
Gene: tws
Product: protein phosphatase 2 regulatory subunit tws
Exons: 11
Coding region: 249-1616 (455 amino acids)
Cellular component (GO): protein phosphatase type 2A complex
Molecular function (GO): protein phosphatase regulator activity; protein binding
Source: RefSeq, a predicted model, not a curated record